AUGGAUCACACCACAUCUGUCAAUCCAAGACCCACACUUACCUUACAGCAAGCAACCAAAGUGACAGAGCAACUUUAUGGCGUGACCAUAACUGAGAUCUCCACCCUGCCUAGUUAUAUUGACCAGAUUGUGGUGGACAAAGAGGGCAGCAAGCAUGUCCUGAAGAUCAUGAACUCAGAAGAGAGUAAGAAUACUACUCUGCUAGAGGUGCAGACCCUCGCCAUGUCCUUUCUUCGCCAGCAUGGAGUUCCUGCUCAGACAGCUGUGCCCACCACCACAGGGCAGCUCAUGAGUAUGGAGGAAAUAGACUGCGGACAUGGUGCUCAGACCUACUGUGUGAGGUUGUUGACCUAUAUCCCUGGAAAACCCAUUGCACAGUCACAAGUUACAAUGCAGGAUCUUUAUCAUGUUGGGAAGUUGGCUGUCACUGUUGAUAAGACACUGCAACAACUGGUAUCCCCAAACCUGGAUGCCCUAAAAUAUGACACACUUUGGAAGUUAUCCAACAUUCCUCUCCUGGAGGGCUACUUAUCUGUGAUGGAUGGAGAUCCCCUGCAGGAAGUGGUCAAGGCAGUCAUUGAACAGUAUAAAUCACAUGUGCAGCCAAAAAUCAUCUCCUUCCAAAAAGGAAUAAUACAUGGGGACUUAAAUGACCAGAACAUCAUUGUCAUACCUAUUUACAGCGGGCAUCAUGAGGUGUCAGGCAUCCUGGACUUUUCUCUGCUCAUGAAUGGAUGCUAUGUGUUUGAACUGGCAAUAACAAUCAUGUACUUGAUGCUGGAGAACCCCAGUCCACUGGAUGUAGGUGGAGCAGUGUUAGCGGGCUGGGAGAGCAUUAUGCAGCUCAAUGAUGAUGAAAGAGAUUCCCUCUUCCUGCUGGUGCUUGGUCGGUUGUGCCAGUCUCUGGUUUAUGGACGGCACAGUGUCAAAAAAUACCCAGACAACAAGAGUUAUUUACUGACUACAGCCAAAAGUGGGUCUCGACUUCUUGUUAAACUCUGGGAACUUGGCAAGAAAGAAGUAGAAAGGAAAUGGUUCUCAGAUGCCAGAACAUUCUCAGUGAGUAAAUAGAGAAAUUAUGGGUUCCAAUGGAUUAAUGGAAGAGAAUAAAGACUUGCAAUUACAAAAAAUCAGAAUUGAGGGAUUUGAGGGAAAACCAAAAGUACCAUGGUGUACUUCAAGUUUAAGUGUAUCUUUUUUUUGUUGACAUUAUCAC
Morone saxatilis (striped sea-bass) is the source of this 1216-nucleotide messenger RNA. RefSeq names its product hydroxylysine kinase-like. Gene Ontology annotation, molecular function: amino acid kinase activity. NCBI's taxonomy places the organism in Eukaryota, Metazoa, Chordata, Actinopteri, Moronidae. The record is from RefSeq and is a predicted model, not a curated record.